This is a messenger RNA of Mercenaria mercenaria, 1384 nucleotides long. RefSeq lists its product as uncharacterized. Lineage: Eukaryota; Metazoa; Mollusca; Bivalvia; Venerida; Veneridae. The transcript has 4 exons. Bases 140 to 628 code for a protein of 162 amino acids. The record is from RefSeq and is a predicted model, not a curated record.
GUUUACCCGUAUAAUGCUGAUUCAUGGUUUAAAUAUACGGAGUUCACGUAUAUGUUUAUAUAAAACAGAUCAUAAAAUAUCACGUUUUAUAUAAAGGUGAACAAAAGCUGGAACAUACUGACUUUUCUAAUUUUUAAUUAUGGAUUUAAGAGAAUGGAUUAUCGUUGUUUUAUUUUUCUUACAAGAGUUUGUGAAGGACGUUUCGGCAACAACGUGCAGUUACAUGUCUUCCACCGGAGUCAGAAAAUAUACUUUUUGUAUGCAGAAAUGUUGUGAUGAGGCAAAUAGAAGUUACACUAAUGUUUGUUGCACGUAUGACGAUGAAAAACAAGUAUAUCUCGGUGCUGGCAUGGCAACUUUGAUCGUCCUUGCCAUAUUUUCUAUCUGUUUUACAUAUGUAUGUUGUAAGCAACGAAUUCGGCAACUGCAAAACCGCUGUCGGACAGGAGAACCGCCCAGAAGAACUCAACAAGAAGCAUUACCCACGGUCAGUUUGCAGGUGGAACCAUUACAGCCGCCGGCUUACGAGGCCUUACCGCCACCUUAUUAUAGUGUUGCGCAGGGAACCAGCAAUAAAAAAGAACAAUCCUCUUUUCACGAUGAACCUCCGCCAGCUUAUACGCCGUGAAUUUUUGUGAUAGAUUUAAUCUGAGUCCAUGAUUUCUUUGAUAUGCGAUAAUAAUGAAACAAGACAAGGGCCACAGACGGGAAAUGAGUAUAAUAACACUUUUAAGCGUUUGCGACAAAAUAACGAGGAUGAGAUGGUCAACCAACUGAAAAAUAAAGGGUACAUUCGAAAUGGGGCAUAAAAGAACAAACAUAUUUGAAAAACUUACACCAUACAAACUGGUUCGUAUAAGGCCAGGUACAGAUUUUGGCGAAAUCAGAGUAACCUUUUUACAGCAAUCAAAUUACCACAUUGUACUUUAGAAAUGUGAUCUAGUUUAAUAGUUAUAUAUAAGGUUAAAUGAUGCUUGCUGUAUUUCGUAAAAAAAUAUGUUGUAUAACCAUAGGUAAAUGGGUCAAAUGUUUAAGCAUGUGCCUCUGUGUUUGCUUUAGAAAAUGAAUGUUUAAACAUGUGCAUGUGCAUCUGUAUUUAGUUUAAAAGAUGAAAUGUUUAGACAUGUGCAUAUGUGUUUGUUUUAAAAGAUGAAAUAAUUAGACUUGUGCAUCUGUUGUUUUUUUUUUUUUUUGUUUAAACAUGCGCAUCUGUGUUUGGUUUAUAAGACGAAUUUACAUCUGUGUUUUGGUUUAAAUGUGUAUUUAUUAUACAGGAGUGUUCACAGAGUGUGUUAGAUAUAUUGACAGUAAAACUGUUCUGUUUUUCAUGAUAAAAACUAUUUAUUUCAUUAUGUUACUUUUAUAUAAUAAAAUUUAUUUUCAA